AUGAAGCCUCUGCUUGGGACGCUUUACCUCUUGGGGAUCCUGGUUCCUGAGGGGCUGGGAUAUGAUGGAUCCCUAGCACAACCCAGACGAGAGGUUGUGGAAGAGACAGUGAACCCAUGGAAGAGCCUGGACACCUAUUCGUAUACCAAAUAUCACCCAAUGGAAGAGAUCUAUCAGUGGAUGAUCCAGAUAAGUGAGAAGUACACAGGAGUGGUGACACAGCAUUUCCUAGGAAUGACCUAUGAGAUCCGGCCCAUGUAUUAUUUGAAGAUCAGCCAACCAUCCAAUAACCCCAAGAAGAUCAUCUGGAUGGACUGUGGAAUUCAUGCCAGGGAAUGGAUUGCCCCAGCUUUUUGCCAAUGGUUUGUGAAAGAAAUUCUUCAAAACUAUAAAGAUAACCCAAGGAUAGGAAGGUUCCUUAGAAACCUGGACUUCUACGUGCUUCCUGUUCUUAACAUAGAUGGUUAUAUCUAUACUUGGACAACUGAUCGGCUUUGGAGGAAAUCCCGUUCGUCCCAUAAUAAUGGCACAUGUUUUGGGACAGAUCUCAAUCGAAAUUUCAAUGUGGCCUGGUGUAGUAUUGGUGCCUCUAAAGACUGCCACGAUUUAACAUUCUGUGGGACAGGACCAGCAUCGGAGCCGGAGACUAAGGCUGUUUCCAGCUUUGUAGAGAGCAAGAAGGAGAGCAUUGUGUGCUUCCUGACCAUGCACUCAUAUGGGCAGCUCAUUCUCACACCUUAUGGCUACACUAAAAAUAAGUCCAGUAACCAUGAGGAACUGAUCCAAGUUGGACAGAAGGCAGCAAAUGCAUUGAAAAAAAAGCAUGGAACCAAUUUUAGAGUUGGAUCAAGUGCAGAUAUUUUAUAUACCACAUCAGGGGCCUCAAGAGACUGGGCUCGGGACAUUGGUAUUCCCUUCUCAUACACGUUUGAGCUGAGGGACAAUGGUACAUAUGGAUUUGUUCUGCCAGCCGCGCAGAUUCAGGCCACCUGCGAGGAGACCAUGGAGGCCGUGCUCUCGGUCCUGGAUGAUGUCUAUGAGAAAUACUGGGACUCAGAUGGUGCUGGAAAGGUGACACCUACUGCCGUGGUGCUGGGCCUGCUGGUCUCCUUCAUGUCUGUUCUCUGA
This is a messenger RNA of Neomonachus schauinslandi (Hawaiian monk seal), 1128 nucleotides long. It is a transcript of the gene CPO, whose product is annotated as carboxypeptidase O. NCBI's taxonomy places the organism in Eukaryota, Metazoa, Chordata, Mammalia, Carnivora, Phocidae. The transcript has 9 exons. The coding region runs from base 1 to 1128 and encodes 375 amino acids. Gene Ontology annotation, molecular function: metallocarboxypeptidase activity; zinc ion binding. The record is from RefSeq and is a predicted model, not a curated record. Gene Ontology annotation, biological process: proteolysis.